This is a messenger RNA of Gadus morhua (Atlantic cod), 5455 nucleotides long. RefSeq names its product myosin VIb (gene myo6b). Gene Ontology annotation, biological process: actin filament organization; inner ear morphogenesis; actin filament-based movement. Gene Ontology annotation, cellular component: myosin complex; actin cytoskeleton; endocytic vesicle. NCBI's taxonomy places the organism in Eukaryota, Metazoa, Chordata, Actinopteri, Gadiformes, Gadidae. Gene Ontology annotation, molecular function: microfilament motor activity; actin filament binding; ATP binding. The transcript has 36 exons. The record is from RefSeq and is a predicted model, not a curated record. Bases 157 to 4371 code for a protein of 1404 amino acids.
CCGUCCUGAGCGCUCCCUCUCCCCGGACCCCCCACCAGACCUGCACACCUCGCUGUCCUCCUCCUGAUCACUAUCUCCUCCUGAAGCUCAUCCCAACGCCCCGUGCGUGUGCGUGGUUGCGUGCGUGCGUGCGUGGCUCCUGACGACAGGACAGCCAUGGAGGACGGGAAGCCCGUGUGGGCGCCCCACCCCACCAACGGCUUCCAGCUGGCCAUGAUCGUGGACAUAGGAGCCGACUCGCUCACCGUAGAGCCGCUCACUCAGCGGAGCAAGCCCUUUCUGGCGCAGAUGAGCCAAGUGUUCCCAGCAGAGGAGGAUGUGAAUAAACACGUUGAAGACAACUGCUCCUUGAUGUACCUGAACGAAGGCACUUUACUCAACAACGUCCGCAUCCGCUACAGCAAAGACCACAUCUAUACCUAUGUGGCCAACAUCUUAAUAGCUGUGAACCCAUACUUUGACAUCGCUAAGAUGUAUGCUCCAGAGACCAUCAAGUCAUACCAGGGGAAGUCUCUGGGGACCCUUCCACCGCACGUCUUCGCCAUCGCGGAUAAGGCCUUCAGAGACAUGAAGGUUCUGAAGAUGAGCCAGUCCAUCAUUGUCUCUGGGGAGUCCGGCGCUGGGAAGACGGAGAACACCAAGUUUGUUCUGAGAUAUUUGACAACGACCUACGGAACCGGUCAAGACAUUGACGAAAGGAUUGUGGAAGCCAAUCCACUCCUCGAGGCCUUCGGGAACGCCAAAACAGUCCGGAACAACAACAGCAGCCGCUUCGGGAAGUUUGUGGAAAUCCACUUUAAUGAGAAGAAUACGGUGGUGGGGGGGUUCGUGUCGCACUACCUGCUGGAGAAGUCAAGGAUCUGCAUGCAGAGCAAGGAGGAGAGGAACUACCACAUCUUCUACCGGCUGUGUGCCGGCGCCUCCGACGACAUCAAGAAGAAGCUCCACCUGGACUCCCCGGACCUCUUCAGGUAUCUCAACAGAGGCUGCACACGCUACUUCGCCAACAAUGAGUCUGAGAGACAAAUCACACAGAACCGCAAGAGUCCGGAGGAAGACCAGCACGCUAAGCGGGGGCCCCUGAAGGACCCGCUGCUGGACGAUAAGGGGGACUUUGAGCGGAUGUGCGAGGCCAUGAAGCGCAUCGGCCUGGACGACACAGAGAAGCUGAACCUCUUCAGGGUGGUGGCCGGGGUGCUGCACCUCGGGAACCUGGACUUUGAGGAGACCGGGAGCUCCUCUGGUGGCUGUAUCCUGCAGGACCAGUCCUCCCAGACGUUGCAGUGCUGCGCUGAGCUGCUGGGAUUGGACGAGGAAGACCUGCGGGUCAGCCUCACCUCCAGGGUCAUGCUCACCACCGCAGGGGGCGCCAAAGGCACAGUCAUCAAGGUCCCCUUGAAGGUGGAGCAGGCCAACUCCGCCCGGGACGCCCUGGCCAAGGCGGUGUACAGCCGGCUGUUCGACCACGUGGUCAAACGGGUCAACCAGUGCUUCCCCUUCAGUGCCUCCUGCAGCUUCAUUGGGGUGCUGGACAUCGCCGGCUUCGAGUAUUUUGAACACAACAGCUUUGAGCAGUUCUGUAUCAACUACUGCAACGAGAAGCUGCAGCAGUUCUUCAACGAGCGGAUCCUCAAGGAGGAACAAGAGCUGUACCAGAAGGAGGGUCUAGGGGUGAACGAGGUUCACUACGUGGACAACCAGGACUGCAUCGACCUGGUGGAGGCGAAGCUGGUGGGGAUCCUGGACAUACUGGACGAGGAGAACCGCCUUCCUCAGCCCAGUGAUCAGCACUUUGCUGUGGCGGUUCACAGCAAGCACAACAAACACUUCAGACUGACAGUUCCUCGUAAGUCCAAGCUGGCCGUUCACAGGAACGUCCGCGAUGACGAGGGCUUCAUCGUCAGGCACUUUGCCGGAGCAGUCUGCUAUGAGACGAAACGCUUCGUGGAGAAGAACAACGACGCGCUGCACAUGUCCCUGGAGUGUCUGGUUUCCGAGUCGAAGGACAACUUUGUGCGCGAGCUGUUCGAGAACAACGCCAAGGACUCCAAGCAGAAGGCCGGCAAGCUGAGCUUCAUCAGCGUGGGGAAUAAAUUCAAGACCCAGCUGAACCUGCUCCUGGAGAAGCUCCGGAGCACGGGCUCCAGCUUCAUUCGCUGCGUGAAGCCCAACCUGAAGAUGGUCAGCCACCAGUUUGAGGGAGCGCAGAUCCUCUCCCAGCUGCAGUGUUCUGGCAUGGUGUCGGUGCUGGACCUCAUGCAGGGGGGCUUCCCCUCGCGGGCCCCCUUCCAUGAACUCUACAACAUGUACAAGCGCUACAUGCCGGCCAAGCUCACGCGCCUGGACCCCCGGCUCUUCUGCAAGGCCUUGUUCAAAGCUCUGGGGCUGAACGCAAAUGACUACAAGUUUGGACUCACCAGAGUGUUCUUCCGCCCAGGGAAGUUUGCAGAGUUUGACCAGAUCAUGAAGUCGGACCCUGAUCACCUCGCUGAGCUGGUGAAGAAGGUGAACCAGUGGCUGAUCUGCAGUCGGUGGAGGAAGGUGCAGUGGUGCACACUGUCCGUUAUCAAACUCAGGAACAAGAUGCGGUGCAGAGCCGCGGCCUGCAUCAAGAUCCAAAAGAGUGUGCGCAUGUGGCUCUGCAAGAAGAAACACAAGGCCCGCAUCGACGGCUUGGUAAAGGUGAGGAACCUGCAGCAGCGUAUGGACCGCUUCAACGAGGCGGUGGGCGGGCUGAAGGAGGGGAAGCAGGAGAUGGCCAAGCAGAUCCAGCAGCUGGCCGCAGCCAUUGAGGCCCUGAUCACAAAGAUCAAGGCCACGGCGAUGACCAGGCAGGCCAUCGACGCCGAGUACCAGGCGCUGGUGAAGCUGGCGGCCGAGCUGCUGUCCUCCAUGCAGAAGAAGAAACAGGAGGAGGAGGAGAGGGAGAGGCUGAAGCACAUCGAGGAGGACAUGGAGAAGGAGAGGAGGAGGAGGGAAGAGGAGGAUCAGAAGCGCAGCCAGGAGCAGGAGGAUAGACGCACGAAGGCGGAGAUGGAGCUGAAGAGGAAGCAGGAGGAGGAGGAGAGGAAGAAGAGGAAGAACGAGGAGAAGGUCACCCAGGCGGAGCUGGAGGCCCAGCUGCUGUUGGACCGGGAGGAGCAGGCCCAGUGUGUGGUGAUGGUGGAGCAGGAGCGCCGCGACCGGGAGCUCGCCAUGAGGAUCGCUCAGAGCGAGGCGGAGCUCAUCACCGAGGAGGGACAGCUGGACGCCAGCCUGCGGAGUCAGGAGUAUUUCUUAGGUCUGCCUAUAUCUUCAUCCUCAGCCAGGUUCAUGGGUCCUCAGGUCCAGGCCACUAAAGCCGCCGCCGGCGUCAAGAAGUACGACCUCAGCAAGUGGAAGUACGCCGAGCUGCGUGAUGUCAUCAACACAUCCUGUGACAUCGACCUGCUGGCCGCCUGCAGGGAGGAGUUCCACCGCCGGCUGAAGGUCUACCACGCCUGGAAGUCCAAGAACAGGAAGAGGACCGACGAGGACGACAACCAGCGGGCCCCCAAGUCUGAACAGAACCCGGGGCCUGCUGCCACCGCCGCGCCACAGGAAGUGACCAUGAACCGGCAGCAGCGCUACUUCCGCAUCCCGUUCAAGCGGCCGGCAGACCAGUACAAGGACCCCCAGAACAAGAAGAAGGGCUGGUGGUACGCACACUUCGACGGGCCCUGGAUCGCACGCCAGAUGGAGCUGAACCCCGACAUGGGGCCCAUCUUGCUGGUGGCCGGGAAGGAUGACAUGGAGAUGUGUGAGCUGAGCCUGGAGGAGACGGGUCUGACCAGGAAGCGUGGCGCUGAGAUCCUCCCGCAGCAGUAUGAGGAGAUCUGGGAGCGCUGCGGCGGCAUCCAGUACCUGAGGAGCGCCAUCGAGAGCAAGCAGGCGCGGCCCACCUACGCCACCGCCAUGCUCCAGAACCCCCCAACUGAACAGAACUCGGGGCCUGCUGCCACCGCCGCGCCACAGGAAGUGACCAUGAACCGGCAGCAGCGCUACUUCCGCAUCCCGAUCAAGCGGCCGGCAGACCAGUACAAGGACCCCCAGAACAAGAAGAAGGGCUGGUGGUACGCACACUUCGACGGGCCCUGGAUCGCACGCCAGAUGGAGCUGAACCCCGACAUGGGGCCCAUCUUGCUGGUGGCCGGGAAGGAUGACGAGGAGAUGUGUGAGCUGAGCCUGGAGGAGACGGGUCUGACCAGGAAGCGUGGCGCUGAGAUCCUCCCGCAGCAGUAUGAGGAGAUCUGGGAGCGCUGCGACGGCAUCCAAUACCUGAGGAGCGCCAUCGAGAGCAAGCAGGCGCGGCCCACCUACGCCACCGCCAUGCUCCAGAACCUGCUCAAAUAACCAGAGGACCAGAACCCGCUCAGAUGAACCAGAACACCAGAUCCUGCUCAGAUAAACCAGAACCUGCUCAAAUGAACCAGAGAAGAAACACACUGACACACACUGAACACACACUGACACACACAGACACACACGGGGUACUGCGGGGAGAUAUGCUGAACACAAGAGAGUCAGAAGGGGGUUACUCUGACAGGGUCACUAUAACAAGUUGUCUUUGUUGAUUUCACUUUGGGUUUUAUUGUUUGGGUUGAGCUCAGUCUUCUUGUGGAGCAACAUCGUUGAGCAUUCCACUCUGCUUGAUGCUGUCAUGAGGCCUUCAGACUGCAGAUCACUGCACUGUUUCCCCGGUAGAACGCUGCUGUCACAUGAAGACAUGGAGCGAAUAGAUGUAGUUUUAUUUGAACUUUGUUAGAAAGUCAUAGAAAAUGUUUGAAAAUAGGGAUAAGCGAUCACAUCUCUUCUUUGGUGCAUUAAGAUGUUACUUAAACAUGACAUCUUAGAUUACAUUAUUAGACAUAAUAAUGUGAAGCAACAAAUGGAUUUAAGGAAAAGUGUUGAUUUAUGUAAACAUAUCAAUAAAGCGUUGUUGGUUUACUUUAAUUAUCAUUGUAUGCUCAUAAAGACUUCCAGAGCAGUGGUAUAUACCCAAUAUAUAUUUUCCAAUUUUGACAUAGCUGGGUCAAAAGUUGUUCUAACCAUUUUGCGUAUUUCCAUUGAAUCUGUGUCCCUUGUCCCUGUGCAUCUUUAAAUAGUAGAAGCUGCAUUAGAAGUAGUUCUGUGAAUACGUAAUGAGCCUUCUCAAAACCUGUCUAGUAUCUUUUUUUUGUAAUCACCGUUGAAUCCCGUUUGGCAGAUUGAUUUUCUUUCGUUUGUUAACAGGAAUCUUUUGUGUUUGUGUGAUUUCUCCUGGAAGUUGAUCGCUAAUUUGACCACGAGUCAUCGUCUUCAAAUUCACAUUUCUCGAACCUAUAUUGAUUUUGUGAAAGAUUUGGUUGAACUUGUAAUUGUUUCUGCUUUUCCUCUGGACUUGAAUGCCUGUCAAUGCUUGAAUUGAUUAGCAAAUAAAUACUGCAACCACAUAUUA